AUGACAGAUAACAAUGAAAACACAUUGGACCUACCUGUCCCACUGGGAUUCGCCGAGGCUCCUCCCGCUGAAGCGGCCGUGGCGGAAACCGCUCCCGCUGCAGAGGCACCUGCUCCUGAAGGCCCUGCUGAGGUAGCUGAUCCCUCCACUGAUGCUCCAGCUGAGGCUGCUCCUGCUGAAGCUGCACCUGUAGAAGAGCCACCUAAAGCACCAACACCACCACCUACAGCAGUGCCCACAAGUGCCCCUCAGAACCUCAGUGUGGAUGAUGUCAAUGACACCUCAGUCACUCUUAAGUGGAGAUCCCCGGAGAAUAUUGGCUCUGGGCUGGAUGGAUAUACCGUGGAAUACUGCAAGGAAGGAUAUCGGCCCAAGAUCCGCCUGCCCCGUGUCCUGAGAUCAAGAUGCGUCAAGCAUGUUGGAGAACAGAUCAAUCUUGUCAUCCCGUUCAUUGGCAAACCUAAACCUGUGAUAUCUUGGACCAAGGAUGGCCAACCUUUGGAUACAAAGAAGGCAAACAUCCGCAACACCGACAAGGAUAGCAUCCUGUUCAUCCGCAAGUCUGAGAGAGAAGACUCCGGCAGCUAUGAGAUGACCGUGAAGGUCGACAGCUUCGAGGACAAGGCUAACCUCAUAAUUCAGAUUGUCGAUCUGCCCGGUCCUCCUGCUUCUGUCAAGCUAGUUGACUCUUGGGGCUUCAAUGCAGCUCUGGAAUGGACCCCUCCCAAAGACAACGGCAACACUGAGAUCACUGGAUACACCAUUCAGAAGGCCGACAAGAAAACUGAAGAGUGGUUUACGGUUCUGGAGCACUUCCACAGGCUGAACGCUACAGUCUCUGACCUUGUGAUGGGAAAUACAUUCACCUUCAGAGUUUUUGCAGAAAACAAGGUUGGAAGGAGUGAGACUGCUGCUGUAACAAAAGGUGCUGCUCAUAUUCAGAAAACAGGUAUUGUAUACAAACCACUGGAGUACAAGGAGCACGAUUUCAGUGAGGCUCCCAAGUUCACAGCACCUCUCAGCGACAGAGCUGCCACUGUGGGCUACACCACGAAACUACUAUGUGCAGUGCGAGGCAGUCCAAAGCCUAAGAUCGAGUGGCUUAAGAAUCAGAUGAUCAUAGGAGAUGAUCCCAAAUACAGGCAGAUCAACAACCAGGGAGUGUGCUCACUUGAAAUCCGCAAACCAUCCAGCUUUGACGGUGGCAUCUACACUUGUAGAGCCAAGAAUGCCCUUGGUGAGGCUACAGUUGCCUGUAAGCUAGAGGUCAAACAGGUGAUCAUCCCAGAUGAAAAAGACAGGAAAUAAAAUUAUGUGCACAGUUCUCCUGCUGAGGAGCAGCAGCAACACAAUUCUGUAGAAUGACAAUGAUGUUUACAGUGGUGUGGGAAGAUGAGCUGAUGUGUGCACACUAAUGAAGGCUCUGACUUGCUUCUGUGAUUAAUUUUGAAAUUUUGGAUUGGUUCCCAUUUUGCUUCAAAGUAGCAACACCAUAUUAGUGAGCUAAAAAGAGACUUUUUAGUUUUAUAUUGUUGCAUGUAUAUCAGGUGUCACUGUAGUUUAUUCCUGAA
Sinocyclocheilus grahami is the source of this 1571-nucleotide messenger RNA. RefSeq names its product myosin binding protein Ha (gene mybpha). The transcript is spliced from 14 exons. Gene Ontology annotation, molecular function: protein binding. Lineage: Eukaryota; Metazoa; Chordata; Actinopteri; Cypriniformes; Cyprinidae. The record is from RefSeq and is a predicted model, not a curated record. The coding region runs from base 1 to 1308 and encodes 435 amino acids.